AUGACACAGUCUUCUACGCCUCGUAUUAAGUCAUUUUCAGAGAAGCUGGGAAUGGCACCCACAGCUACUAAUCCUUCCACGCCGAGCAUCUACCGGUUCGGACCUAACCGACACCAACCUGCGCUAAACGCAUUCACCAGGAUUCGAAUCACUGACCGGAGGUUCACUAUAGGCUGUCCCGCUGGUUCGUUCGCCAGAGCAGCAGAGAUUCCCGAGGCGGAGAGCGCGAACGUGCGACUCGAUUCGAACUUCGACGGCAAGCCAGUACUCGCGGCUGUUACGGAGGCUCGAUUGUGUACAGAUGGAAGAGAGGAGGGAGAAAGUGAGGUAGGAGAGUCAGAGAAGAGCGAGAGUAGAGCGGGAAGGGAGAAGGUGGAUGGCAGAGGAGAGCGUACGAGGCGUGAUAGGAGAGCAAGAGAAUUGGAGGGGAAGGUUGAGGGAGGCGGGAGGAACCAUCGAAGGAGGAGAGGAUGCGAGGGAACGGAGAAGGAGAAAAAGGCAGUGGCUGUGAUUGCUAGAGUGUUGAAGGAGAAAUUUGGGCCUCAGAUUGUGAGAGAGGAGUGGGAGGAGGGGUUUACAGAUGAAAUUAUUACAGAUGAGGAGGAGGCUAAGGGACGACACGAAGAGGAAGAGGAGGGGGAUGGGGAUGAGGAAACAGAGGGCGCAGAAGCUGAGGGCGACGAGGAUCAGGAAUGUAAGGAGGGGGAAGACGCAGAUGCAGAAGCGAGUGAGGAGAACGAACCACCCACAACAUCUCCUCCCACACGCCCUUCUCCUCCACGCAACAGCCCUCGGGUCGUUUCCCCCUCCUCCCUCCUCUCCCUCUACCGCUUCUUCUCCUCCCACCUCGGCAUCUCCUCCCCUUCCACCGUCGCUUCCCUCCUCGGCGUUUGCCCUGAGCUCCUUUGUUCUGAUCCCACCAACGACCUUCUGCUACGAGUCCACCUCCUCCAGUCGUAUGGGGUAUCCCAUUCUGACAUCUCAGCCAUCACCAUGAGAAGCCCUUCCUGGCUCCGAUGCUCCCUUCCGCAGAUUCAGAAAAUGCUUGACUUUCUCUUGGCUCGGGGCAUACCUCGAGCCAAGCUAGGUGCGGUGCUUCGAAGGUCUCCAUAUCUCAUUCGCGCACGAGCUCGUUCAACGAACCUGGACAUAUUGGUGGAGAAAGCAGGGGUUCCUGUGGACAAGCUGGGUGUGAUUAUAGAGAGAUGCCCCGAUAUUCUAUUCUACUUAGUGGAGCUCGUGGGGAAGAACGCAACAGCGAGUGUGGUGCGCAGCUAUGCGUCGGUUCUUCUUCUAUCCAUAGAAAACAUGCAAGGCAAGAUGGCAUUGUUGGACGAUCUGAUCGGUCGAGGGAACGCCGUGCUUGCAGUGGCUCGGUUUCCUUUGCUGCUGGCAUCCAAUGGGGAGAACAUUGAGAAGGGUUUCGGGGAACUUGUGCGAGAAGUGGAAGCGGCAAUGGAGGAGAGUGGAGGAGAGGAGAAUGGGAGGCAUAUGCUCGAGGAAGGUGCACGGAAGCUUGUGCGAGAAGUGGAGGAGGCAUUGGAGGGUCGUGAAGAUGGUGGGUUUGCAAGAGAAAGCCGGACUCCUGAAGCGCCUCAUAUGGAAGCAAGAGAAUGUGCGGCGCAAGGGGGAAGCGAUGCUGGCUGUCAAGCAGGGUCCAAGGCCUGGGCUGAAGCAGGGGCAGAAGAAGGACCAGGUUCUAAGAGCAUUGCUGGCACCACAGCUCGUGAGGUGGUGGUGAAUCUGGUGUUUGGAUCGGCGAAUCAGACCGCGACAUGUGGCACUGCUGAGCAAGGGCUAUAUGUUGGUGCCGCAUGA
This is a messenger RNA of Closterium sp. NIES-65, 1818 nucleotides long. Lineage: Eukaryota; Viridiplantae; Streptophyta; Zygnematophyceae; Desmidiales; Closteriaceae. The record is from the annotation of a GenBank genome assembly.